CUUCCUCCCGUUCUCAUCAAAUUUUCUCUCAAACCCUUUCCCGCACUACAAUCUUCUCCUUGGCUUCGUGUUCAUCUGGUUGAGCGUCGAGGUGGAGGGGUCGAGACGUCGAAGCAUUUGUGGGUUGAGCGAGGUCGAGGUGCUCUGGCUGCGUAGGUCGUGUUCGCUCUCGGAAUUCCUCGCAUCUGCAGAUGAUGGCACACGUACUAGAGAUGAAUUGAUUGCCAUGGCUCCAGAAGGAAUAGAUAAAGAUCAUUGGGCUUCUUUUGUUGACUACCGUCUUGAGGACAGAACAAAGGAGAUUGCCCAAAAAAAUAAGCAUAAUAGGACAAAGCAAACUCUUGCUCACACAGGGGGGUCGAAAAGCAUUGCAAGAAAGAGGGAAGAAAUGGAAAGAGAGUGUGGGCACAAAGUUAGCAGAGGACAAGUCUGGAUAGCUACCCAUAAGAAGACCAAUGGAGCUUUUGUUAGUGAUGAGGCAAGAGAAAUUGGAGAAAAAAUUGAAGCAUAUGAAUCUACAAUAUCAUCGACUCAAUCAAAAGAAAUAUCUAGUUCAGAUUCAUUGGCUCGUGCUUUAGGAAUCAAAGAGCAUUGUGGACGCGUUCGCGGUUUAGGUUUGGGUCCUUGCCCAUCUAAAGUCUUUUGAGUCCAUGCUCGUUCUCAUGGUGGAUCAUCUUCAACUUCUGUUUCUAAUGUUGAAUUACAAACUCAGGUAUCUUCAUUGACAACACAAGUCAAUGAAAUGAAGGCAGUGAUAUCAUUAUUGUUGCAAAAUUAUCCGGGUCAAUUGCCUUCACAGCUUGCUACAUUUCAACCAUCAUCGGUAUCUGAUCAAGGAAGUGUGUCAAAUGAUGGAUGUAAUGAAAAAGGAGAACCUUAGAACUCUGCGUAUUUAAUUUUUAGUAUUGAACAUCUUUGUCCACCCUCGACCAUAUUACAUAUUAUGUGUCUGUUCAGUGUUGAAUUUUGGUCCUUAUUCCAGAAUUAGGACAGACAUUUCUCUGCUCCCAGUGCCUUGAAAAUAAUUGUCUUCAUGGUUGCUCUGAUGUCUGCUAUGUUACCAAGUUUUCUUUUCAUCAGUAUUUGCUACUUGUUAUUAAAAUUCUUGUAAAUAUUACUUUUUACUUGCCCUGGAUAUUUUUUUUGAACUUCUCGUUCAUGUUUUGUAUGGUUUUCUGAAAAUGCAUUAUCUUUCUUUGCAUUUUGCUUUGGGAGGAGGUGACAUUAGC
Vigna umbellata (rice bean) is the source of this 1229-nucleotide messenger RNA. RefSeq lists its product as uncharacterized. The record is from RefSeq and is a predicted model, not a curated record. Lineage: Eukaryota; Viridiplantae; Streptophyta; Magnoliopsida; Fabales; Fabaceae.